This is a messenger RNA of Betta splendens (Siamese fighting fish), 3332 nucleotides long. RefSeq names its product solute carrier family 5 member 5 (gene slc5a5). The coding region runs from base 564 to 2351 and encodes 595 amino acids. Gene Ontology annotation, cellular component: membrane. The record is from RefSeq and is a predicted model, not a curated record. The transcript has 16 exons. Gene Ontology annotation, biological process: sodium ion transport; iodide transmembrane transport. NCBI's taxonomy places the organism in Eukaryota, Metazoa, Chordata, Actinopteri, Anabantiformes, Osphronemidae. Gene Ontology annotation, molecular function: symporter activity.
UGUCUUCAAAGUCGGGCACAUGUAGCUUUGACCAUGUUAUCCCAGUGGAGAUUUAGAUUUCUAAAUUUAAGCUACAUCAAUUCCACACCUGUAAUAAAUAAGGUGCCUGUAAAGUAAAGUGAAUCCCAGUGGAGAUGUUCAAAGUGUUCAGAGGGACUUUCUUUGUGAUGGAGAUAUCUGUCUUAACCAGCACAGUGAAAGUUUUGCUAUUUUAAUGAAUUUGUUGUUACUGUUUAACAGUGGAAAUAUUUUUAAAUGAGAAGCCAGUGAUUUAAUUUCAUGAAAUCAAAAGUGUUCUAUGAUAAAUAAGUAUUUUAAAGUUUCUUCUUAAUUAGCAUAGUGUUGUCUUCUCUCAGUCCGCCUCCUCAUCGGCUCGUGAGAAAGCAUCAGGCGUUACCACACUGGAGUUUUAUGACAUGGCAUUUUUCAGCGGUGCCGCUCCACAGACUGAGAGUUGCGAUGGCAGUGUUCUGUAAGAUCGGGUUUUGUAACAUGCCACUAAACUAACUGGGCCAGGAAAGGAAGGGAAGAUUCGCCAAACAACUCAAUUGAGCUACGAAAGCAUGUCUGCCAGUGUCCAGCCCAGACCUGCCUUCGUCCUGGCUGACUAUGCCAUCUUUGCUGCCAUGCUGUUCACCUCCAUGGCCAUAGGCAUUUUCCACGCUCUGAAGAAGCAGGGAAGCGCCAGCACCGACGACUUCUUCACCGGAGGUCGGAACCUCCCAGCCGUCCCUGUGGGGCUGUCGCUCUGCGCCAGCUUCAUGUCAGCAGUGCAGGUUCUGGGUGUUCCUUCUGAGGUUUACCGCUAUGGCUUUAAAUUCCUUUAUAUGUGCCUUGGACAGAGCAUUAACUCCCUGCUCACAGCUUACCUCUUCCUGCCAGUUUUCUUUCGACUGGGCAUCACCAGCACCAAUCAGUAUCUGAAGAUGAGGUUUGGCAGAGGGAUGCAGCUGCUGGGAAGCAUUCAGUUUAUCGUGGCAACGCUGCUUUACACAGGGAUAGUUAUCUAUGCACCAGCCCUGAUCCUCAACCAAGCCACUGGACUCAACAUGUGGGUGUCGUUGUUUUCUACUGGGACCAUUUGCACCCUGUAUACCACACUGGGCGGAAUCAAAGCUGUGAUCUGGACCGACGUGUUCCAGAUCAUCGUCAUGCUGUCGGGCUUCAUGGCCAUCUUCAUACAUGGCACAAUUCUAGUUGGCGGUCCCGCACUGGUGCUAGAGAUUGCCAAGAACGGAUCCCGUAUUAAUUUUGAUGACUUUGACCUGAACCCGCUGCGGCGUUACACCUUCUGGAGCCUGUCUGUGGGCGGUUCAUUGGUCUGGCUGUCCAUGUACGGGGUGAACCAAGCACAGGUCCAGCGCUACAUCUCCUGCAGAUCUGAGAAAGAAGCCCAGUUCGCGCUGCUUGUGAACCAGAUCGGUUUGUGCCUCAUUGUGAGCACUGCAGGAACCUGUGGCAUCGUUAUGUUCGCUUACUACAUCAGCUGUGAUCCACUGGCGUCUGGGAGAAUAUCGGCCCCUGAUCUGUACAUGCCGUACUUCGUGUUGGACAUAUUCGAAAGGCUCCCAGGUUUAUCGGGUCUCUUCCUCGCCUGCGCGUACAGUGGGACUCUGAGCACAGCAUCUACGAGUAUCAACGCCAUGGCUGCAGUAACUAUGGAGGAUCUGUUGCAACCCUGUCUGAUCCACAUGAGCCAGAGGAAGCUGAUCAUGGUGUCCAAGGGACUGUCCUUCCUAUAUGGGGUCGGUUGUAUCACAGUAGCUGCUCUUGCCUCCCUCCUGGAUUGGGGAGUCCUUCAGGGAUCAUUCACAGUCAUGGGUGUCGUCAGUGGUCCAUUACUAGGCGUAUUCAUUUUGGGCAUGUUUGUGCCAGCAACAAACCGACUGGGGGUGUUCUCUGGAAUACUAGUGGGUUUCUGCGUUUCCUUUUGGCUGGCUGUUGGUUCAACUCUGUACCCACCCAGUGCGGAGGCGAUGGGGGUCCUGCCCAGCGACUCAGGACAGUGUGACAACAACACUCUCCUGAACAGCAGCACUAACCGGGAUCACUUCAUCCAGCUUCACCCAGAUUUCCAGGGGGGCCUGCAUAAAUUCUACUCCAUAUCCUACCUCUAUUUUGGUGCCAUGGCAACGAGUUCUGUCGUGGUAGUUGGGCUAAUAGUGAGCUAUGCAACAGGCCCAACGAAGAGGAGAUGUAUUAAAAAGGGUUUGUUGUGGUGGGACUUGAAUAACGAUGUGAAGGUUCCAGCAAAGCGCAAGGGAAACCACAUAACAGAUAAACCACACCUUGUACGUUUGAGCAACCUGCAUGAAGAUGACACACACGAGAAAGAAGAACUAUCAGACUAGACAACGCAAGAAGUGAAGCAAAGUGCAGUGGGGUUGUGGGUUUCUUGAAAAAGCAUACACUUACUGUAACUACAGGCUUGAAUGAAACUACAAGGCAAGAGAGUCUCAGUUUGAAUAUAUUGUAAAACAGCUGAGGUUGAUCCCAAUGGGCACUGAUAAAGUCAUGGAACGUUCACCUAUUUUAAUCCCUUUAGAUGUGAUUUUGAAUGUCCAAACAUCCUUUUCUUCACUUCUGGGGAGUUUAAUUAAACCUGCAACCCAGAACUCAGCCUUAAGCUUGUUUACUGCUAUAUACUCAAUACUUUGCAUAUGCACUCACAAGUUACACAUGCAGCCUAAGGCUCUUUAUUGAGUGUGCAACUUACUACAAGACGACAACUUGUGUCCCUGAGAUAUAAAAAUGAAAGAAGCUUUUUAACACCACACAUGGAGCUACUGGAAAUUUAAAAAAAAUUGUAAUUGUAAAAUGAAAUUAACAGGUUUAAUAAUAUGUCAAGAAACGUAGAGGCUGCACUCAAAUACCAUCAGCCCUUAUCAGAAAUUCCUCUUGCAUUGAAACAUUCUUUCAUUAGAAAGAGUUAGCUGCAAAAAUGCACACCUGCUUUUCAACCACUGUUAAUAGAUAAGUGACGGCAGGUUGAGGUGAAGCCAGUCAGGUCUUUGUGUGUUUUUGAACAGCUUUCUCAUUUUACACUGGGGUUGUUUGUGUAAUUAAUUUAAUGGAGGAAGCUAUGUGUUUGACAUACAGCUUUGUAACUAGUAAUAUUUAUUGGUGUUGCUUUAUUUAGUAGCCUUUGGCCUUUUGCUUCUGUUAAGAGUGUGCUGUAUUUGCACAUACUGCAGUCGCAUCAUUUUGGUAGUUUUCUUCUACACUGUUCUACCAACAAAAUUUGAGUUAUAUGUCAUAUUAUAUUAUUCUGUUUGUGGCAAAUACACUGCUUAAAAUAAAUCUCCAGUUUAUUGGAAUCUGGCUAUCAUAGA